AUGGAGAAGGCCACUCUCGAAUACUUUGGCGCUACAACCUUUUGCCUUCGCGCAUCAGGUCUCACAAUAUUCCAUGACACCUGGUUGGAUCGGCCAUCGUUGAUGCCCCAUUAUCUGAAUAUCAACGACGUGACUAACGUGGACUACAUAUUGAUAUCCCACGCGCAUUUCGAUCAUCUUCCCGGAGCAGAUAAAAUCGCCAAACGCACAGGUGCCAUCGUUAUCGCCAACAGUGAAGCCAUCAAUCGUCUUCGCGAGGCAGGUGUUCCAGACGAGCAACUUCUUGCUGUCUCUGGGGGCGAGCGAGUUCCCCUAUUUACCGACGAUGUGCGCACUGCAGCUAAGGCAGGAGAAGUAGCUCUACGCGAAGGUCCUCCUGGUGCGCCUGCAGAACCUGACCAUACGCUCGCUGUGGCCGAGAUCCACAUCUGGCCAAGCCUUCACUGCCUUAUCCCGGGUGGUCAUGACACGCUGCCAGACAUUUUUGAUACCGGUGCAGUGUACACGGGCAGCACAACACCAUUUGAUGGCACCUUGGAUAUUACUCGGGGAAUGGAGUACGGGUUGUUUCGGUUAAAGGAGAUUAUAGGGGAGGAUAAUAUGGAUGAGAGGAUGAGGUCUUUUGCGGACUGGAUGGAGGAUAAGAGGGAUAAUGUCAUGUCCUCUUGCGAUGGGGGCCAACUUAUGUUUAACGUCUUACUCAAAAGAAGAGGUGGAGAGGAAGUUAUAAGUAUUCUAUUUAACGCGCAUUUGGGUGCGUAUGAGGGAAUCGUGAGGGAUCUAUACCCCAAGCCAAAUAUUGCUGUCCUCGGGAUCGCGGGAAGGGCAAAUUUGAAUGGGAGACCGUUCAAUGGGUCUGCGGCGAUGUUCGCGACGAACCUAGUGAAAUGGAUGGGGGAGCCGCAGAAGGUCAUUUGGUGCUUGCAUGAUGAGUGUCUUAUUAAACCGUAUCGGGUUGAUACGAAAGCUGCGACGGAAGCAGUGGAGAUGGAGACGGGGUCCAAGGUGGUGAAUCUGCCGCAUGCUAGGCCAUAUACAUUGUUCUCUGAGUGA
Molecule: messenger RNA, 1053 nt
Organism: Penicillium odoratum
Lineage: Eukaryota; Fungi; Ascomycota; Eurotiomycetes; Eurotiales; Aspergillaceae
Product: MBL fold metallo-hydrolase
Exons: 4
Coding region: 1-1053 (350 amino acids)
Source: RefSeq, a predicted model, not a curated record